Messenger RNA from Priapulus caudatus, 8324 nucleotides. RefSeq lists its product as uncharacterized. NCBI's taxonomy places the organism in Eukaryota, Metazoa, Priapulida, Priapulimorpha, Priapulimorphida, Priapulidae. Gene Ontology annotation, molecular function: transcription corepressor activity. Gene Ontology annotation, biological process: negative regulation of transcription by RNA polymerase II. The record is from RefSeq and is a predicted model, not a curated record.
GUGACAAAAAUGGCGGAGAGAAAUUGUUGAUUUUACAAAUGUCAUCUAAAAGAGGUCCAAAUGAGAGGCCACCAGGUGGCGAGUCGGGUAAAGAUGGGUCGAUGUACAGUAAACAUGCUACUUUACUGCCAAUCUCGACCAGGGCGGCCCCGCUUUGGACUAGACAGAUGAUGGCUUAUUCAGGACAUGGCUUUCCUAGCAGUGAUAUGUAUCAGGGAGACCGGAGAGCGGAGGGUGGUGGCCGCGAAGAUACGCGGGGCGAUCCUACACCACCGCAGUUCAUGCAACUGCACCGCAGACAGAGGCUUACGAUGUUGCCUGAGCAGUAUCACCACCAGAGCCAGGCAGCAGCAAGUGCCGACAGGGACGCGCUGUACCGGUACGGAGGCCACUACGAUCAGCAACCGCAGCAGCAACAUCAGCAGCAGCAACAACAGCAGCAGCAACAGCAGCAGCAGGAGAGUAGCGGUGCGAGCGGUCACAUGUACACGCCGAGCCAGCCGGAGUACAAGCGACCGCGGCUGUCCGUUGAGCAGCCGCGCACGGACUACAGCCAGCCACUGCGCAUCGAGACGCAUGACGCCGUCGAAGUGAAGAAGGGUGAGAUGGAGCAGGGUCGCAGUCAGGACAAGCCGGCUAGCCCCGAACCGCAGCUGAACGAUAACAAGCCACAGAGUAUUGCUCAGAUCAUAUACGCCGAAAACAGGCGGAAAGCAGAGGCCGCCCACUCUCUGCUGGAGACUCUAGGACCGAAGGUGGAGCUGCCGCUCUACAAUCAACCAUCAGACACGGCCGUCUAUCACGAGAACAAGAGAAAGUUUUUAAUGAUUAAGAAGAGACUCGUCUUGUUCUUCAAGAAGCGUCACCAAGCCAGAAAAAUUCGUGAACGAUAUUUGUCGGAGCGAUAUGACCAGUUGAUGCAGGGUUGGGUGAAGAAGAUGGAACGCAUAGAAAAUAGCACCAAGCGGAAGGGGAAGGAUGAGGUGAGGGCAAAGGACUUCCUCAAGCACUUCCCCGAGCUGAAGAAGCAGCGGGAUGAGAAGGAGCGAUUCUGCCGUGCGGGGAAGGGUACCGGCAUGCCGUACUACGCGCGCAGCGAGGCCGAAAUGGAACAGAUCAUGGACUGCAUACACGAACAGGAGGAGGAGGACAGGAAGAUGCGCAGCCUGUCGGUGAUUCCUCCGAUGAUGCUGGACGCUCGACAGAGGAAGCUCGUCUUCACCAACAACAACGGUCUCAUCGAGGACAUGAAGGUCGCCUACAAGGAACGCCAGCACCUCAACAUCUGGAUGCCGCAGGAGAAGGGACUCUUCAAGGAGAAGUUCCUCCAGCAUCCGAAGAACUUCGCUCUCAUCGCGUCCUAUCUGGAGCGGAAGAGUGUGAGGGAUUGCAUUCUGUUCUACUAUCUGAGUAAGAAGAAUGAGAACUACAAGCGUCCGAAGCCUCGGCCGAGACCGGGACCGAGGAAAAAGACGAGGGUUAUCGAACCGGAGGCGGUGCACGAGUCCGUCGUGCCGGUCUUACCACCGGGUCCGAUGAUCAGCCAGCCGGGUGUGGCCAUCAAGCAGGAGGAGCACCAAGUGAACAUCAAGCAAGAGGAGAACAUUGCCACGACUACGAUCGGCGGAGAGAUGACGGGAGCCGAGAUGGGCCGAGACGAGGCGUGCCUGAAGAAGGAAGAAGAUGUAAAGGAGAGAGGAGACAACACUGAGCAGCAGCAGCAGGGCGAGGAGCUGGGAGAGGCGGAAAGGCAGGAGGGUGGAGGAGGUGAUGGAGGACUGGAGGAGGAGGUGGGGAAGCGAGGGGAAGAUGGCGAGGCCGAUGGAAUGGUGUGCGCUGUCUGCAAGUCCCCGCUGGGACAGUACGACCUCAGCCGGCCGCUCACCCGAACCAACUGUGAGCAGUACGGACUGCCGCCGGAGCAGAUCACGGCCGACUCGCGCGUGUGCACCACGUGCAGGUGUCGCUCCGUGCGUCGCCGCUACACGCAGUGCCCCGUGCAGAGCUGCAAGACUCCGAAGAGGAAGGUGAAGCGAUUGCGUCCACUGCCGGCGAAGUGGGCCGAGCUGAAUCGCGACAUCAAGCAACCUAUCGUCGACGACCUCCAGAUUCCGGCGGAGUGCACAAAGUGCUGCUCAGCUUGUUUCAAUAGAAUUGCGCGGCGCAUGGGGAGCGGUAGUGAGAACGUUGCUCCGGAAUCCUCAGAUCAUGAUGGAAUGGAAACUUCUCGCUGGACGGAACAGGAGAUAGAGAUGACCAAGAAAGGAAUGAAGGAGCACGGAAGAAACUGGAUGAUAGUUGCCAACCUUGUUGGCACCAAGACCGAGUCGCAGUGUCGAAAUUUCUACCUGAACAACAAGCGAAAGAUGGGUCUCGACACAAUCGUUCAGGAGUACAAGCGCAAGAAGGCGGUAGAGAGGAGACGCAGGCAGGCGUCGGAGAGCGUCGUUUCAACAGCGCCCUCUGACGACGACAUGUCUGGUGAUUCGAGCGAGGAGGACAACGGGCCGGACGAUGACAUGAAUAGCAGUGACACUGCCAGUGUCCCCAGUCCCGGAUCACGUAAGUCGAAAGAGAGCGAGUGCGAGGGAAUGAAGCCUGAUAGCCUGACCGAGGACAGAGCCGCCAUCGCUGGAGGCAGGAGGAACCCCAGCGAGAGAACAGAGGGCGCUGGCAACACGCCCGAGCUGGGCGAACAAAAUCUCGGUGACAACCCGGGCGUGAACACGUCUCAGAAGAGCGACUGCGACAGCAGCGCCACCCAGAGUGCUGACGAGAUCCAGCCGCUCAUCGAACAAGCGGACAGCUCUCAGCAGCCGACGCCGGGUGGUAGUGCUGGCGAUCAGCUGCACGCGGACGCCCCGUGGCAUCAGUACAUGACGGUGCCGCGAGCGAGACAGCAGCCACUACAGAGCUACGCCGGCGCCAUCAACCCAGACGCGCUGCCGAUACCAGUUUCGCGAAGUACCGCCAGCCCAAGGACCCAAUCGACGUCCGCGCCGGUUUCUCAAGGCCACAGCAAGACCCCAGCACAACAGAGCGAUGCCGCAGAGCAGCACAAGAAGUACAAGGGUGAGGCGUGCAUCGCCGACAUCAUUGACAUCAUGAUCGACAAGAACCUGCGCGAGGACCCGCCCAACCUGCCCGUGACGACCAACAAGCUCUUCUACCAGUUCAUGAAGGAGGACAAGCGGAAGGAGGAAGCGCCGAAGCAGCCGCAGCAGGAGCCGGCGAGGGAGAGUGUGCGCUCGGCGGACCGCGGCGGCGGCGGCGGCGGCGGCGGUGGGCUGGGUCUGUUUCGGCACGAUCUGUACCAGCAGCAGAAGCCACCGGACGCUGACGAUGUCUCUAAGCAUCGACAGGACGGCCGGCUGAUGACCGAAGGACGCGGCAUGGAUGUACGCAGCAUGGAUGGACGUGUUAUGGAUGGGCGCGGCAUGGAGGGACGCGGCAUGGAAGGACGUGGCAUGGAUGGACGUGGCAUGGAGGGACGCGGCAUGGAAGGACGUGGCAUGGAUGGACGUGGCAUGGAGGGACGUGGCAUGGAUGGACGCGGCAUGGAGGGACGUGGCAUGGAGGGACGUGUCAUGGAUGGACGCAGCAUGGAUGGACGUGUUAUAGAUGGACGUUCCAUGGAGGGACGCGGCAUGGAUGGACGUGGCAUGGAUGGACGUUCCAUGGAGGGGCGUGCAAUAGAUGGACGUUCCGUGGAAGGACGUGGCAUGGAGGGACGCGGCAUGGAGGGGCGCGCAAUGGAUGGACGUUCCAUGGAAGGACGUGGCAUGGAGGGACGCGGCAUGGAUGGACGAGGCAUGGAGGGUCGUGUCAUGGAAGGACGUGUCAUGGAUGGACGUGGCAUGGAAGGACGCGGCAUGAGCGACGCGCGGGGCUUGGACGUGCGUAUGAUGGGCGAGGCGCGCGCGAUGGCCGACAUGCGGGCGGCGAUGCCGGACGGCCGCACGAUCGGCGAGGCGCGCGACGUCUUCGGCCGCGUCUCGUCCGAGGACGCCAUCCGCCAGCGCAUCAUGCAGGUGCUGAUGCCACCGCCGCCCGCGCACACGCAGCCGUUCGUGCCGCGCAGCGACCCGCGCCACCCAAUCAACGCCGAGGGCAUCUCCGCCGCGCUCCUCGAGGCCCACCAGAGGGAGCAGCAGCAGCGCGACGCGGCGGCGCGUGCCAAGUCGCCGACGUCGACGCCGCCGUCGCUUAUCCGCGAGAAGACGUCGCCGGCGCCGCAGCAGCAGCCGGCGCGGCCGCACGUCCCCAAGCCGGCGAAGACGUCCAACCUGCCGCCGACGCCGCCGCUCAUCGCGACGACGAAGGCGGCGCCCCCUGGCAAGCCGGAGAAGCACGUCGGCGGCAUGCUGCCGGGCGCGCACGCGUACCACCAGCACAUGGCCGGCAAGCAGGAGAAGCCUCAGGGCGGCUCAAUCAUGCAGGGCACGCCCGUGUACCACGCGGCGGUGGCGGCGGCGGCGGCGGGCGGCGCGGGGGAGACGGCGGCGCUUUACAAGGCGCAGCACGAGGCGAUGCUGCGGCAGGCGCAGCCCGUGCGCUCCGACUCGGGCUCGAUCACGCGCGGCACGCCUGUGUCGCAUGGCGCGCGCGCGCAGGCGGCGGCGGCGGCGGCCGGCAUGGCGGGCAUGUACCCGUUCAUCCGGCCCGGCAUGCCGAUGGUGUACGACGCGGCGAUGCUCGAGCAGAUGUACCGGCAGCACCAGUUCUACCCCGGUCCGCUCACCGCCGCGUACGUCCAACACCAGUACGCCGCCAAGGACUCUCCCUUCGAGAGCUCGCGGCACACGCUGAUGGCCGACUACGUGACGUCGCAGCAGAUGCAGGCGCGGCGCGGCGGCGCCACCACGCCGCAGGACAAGGACGGGCGCACGGCGUCGCCGCGCAGCCAGCCGCCGCCGACUAGUGUGCCGCAGGGCGCGCUCGCGUCGGCCAUGUACUACAUGACGCCGCAGGGGCCCGUGCUCGUGCCCUCGCCGCAGGUGCCGCUGCCCGAGCCGGGGCAGGUCGUGCGCACGCCGCCGCUGCCGCCGCAGCACGCGGAUGCGCGCGACGAGCCGCCAUUGCCGCGCGACGCGUGGCCGACGCGCGCGCAGCCGCUGCACGCCGGCGACCGCAAGGCGGAGUACGCGAGCCCGUCGCCGCAGCGGCAGAACGUGAUCACGCAUCGCAGCAUCAUCACGGGCACGGUGAUUCACGCGCCGAAGGCCGGCUCGCCGCGCGGACACGACGCGGGUAAGGCGGCGGGCGAGCGCUACAGCCCCGCGGCGGCCGGCAGCCGCAAGAGCGUGUCGCCGCAGGCCGGCUGGGGCGCGAUGGCGCACGCUGUCGUCUCGCCGCGCAGCUACGCCGACGGCUACGUGGCGGCCGACGUCGCCGCGCAGGAGCGAGAGCGCAUGGCCGAGCGCGAGCGCCAGGAGGCGCUGGUGAAGCGGCAGCAGGAGGCGAUCGGCCGCGGCAUGUACUGGCACCCGGCGAUGGAAGCGGCGGCGGCGGCGGCGGAGCGCGGGAAGCGUGGCGACGAUGGCGGCGGCGCGGAGCAGCGAUGGCGGCUCGAGGAGGAGGAGCGGAGGCUGUGGGAGGCUCGCGAGGAGCGGGCCGCGCAGCAGCAGGCCGCCGCAGCAGCAGCUGCCGCAGAGAAGGAGCGGCAGGAGCGCAGCAAGGCCGAGCUCCAGCUGCAGCAGCAGCAGCAGCAGCAGCAGCAACAGCAGCCGCGCGACCACACGUGGCCGAUGGGGGCGCCACCGCCACCACGGCCGGGCAGCGGGGCGAGCGGCGGGCGUCCGUCGGACCGCGAGCCGGGAGAGAUCGACCGCAUCAUGCCCGGCUACAAGAAGGAGGACGGUGGCAAGCCUGCAGGGGCCGCCGCCGCCGCCGCGGCGACCGCAGCGGUCGGCGACGCUGGGAGCACGCGCACCGCCGCAGACCUCAUCGACGCCAUCAUCAACCAGCAGAUGAACCGCGGCUCGCACGCCGACGAACAGCCGCAGAGGGCGCCACGCGGCGGCGGCGGCGGCGGCCUGCGGCAGCAGUUCACCGACAUCGCGGCGGCGCAGAACAAGCGCAAGAGCCCCGAGGGCGGGCACGCCGACACGCAGCUGUCGCCGUACAAGCGGCCGCAGUAUCACAAGCUCGACCCGCUGCGCGCCAAGCACAUGGAAGCGGAUGUCGCCAGCAGCAGCAGCGGCAGCGGCGCCCCCGCCGAAUACCGGGAACCGCCGGCGCCCUCUACCUCGGACGGAAAGGCGGGCGGCAGCGGCGGGGGUCCGGGGCAGAACGCGAUUCACAGCAAGACGAUCACGCUAGGCGAGCACAUAGAGGCGAUCAUCACGCAGGACUACCGACGCGUCGCGCCGAUGCCCAGCGAGCCGGCAGGGGGCGCCGCUAACCAGGCGGAGACGGCGAAGCGCAAGGCCGAGGCCGACCUGCAGAAGAACAUCAUCAGUUCCCGCAUCCAGAGCCUGCUGCACGCCGACAGCAUGCGUGCAGGGGGCGCCACCGAGCCGCCGAGGAAGGGAGACGACGCACGGCCGACGAGCCAGCAGCAGCCGGCUCCUGCGAGCUCAGGGCCGGCCAUGCACGGCUGGAAGCUGAGGAUGGCUCUGCAGCAAGAGGAGCAGAAGGGCAGAGAGCAGGCGCAGCCCGACGAACGAUCGAUCAUCCGCAUCGCUCCCAGCACCUCUCCCCGUGGAGGCGGCGGCGGCGGCGGAGGAGGCGAGGGGUCGCGGGACGGGCUGUCGACCAGCAGGGAUGGUCUCCGCGCCUCGCCGCAGGAUUCACCGUCGCAGAUGGCGAGCUACGGCAUCGAGCCGAUCUCGCCGCCAGAUGCCUCGGCGAGCAGCAGCAGCGGCGACUCGUGUCUCGCGCGAUCCGACGUCUCGCAGUCGACCCACAGCACGAUGCACGGCGCGUGGCCGUCGAGCGGAGGCGGGGGCGUGCCCGCGCCGCGACACCACGCGAUGAUGCAGGGCCAGCCGGAUAGCACAGAGGGCAGAGGUAUGGGCCGCUCAUUGGCACCAGGGGGCGCAGCACGCAGUAGCCCCGGCAACAGGAUGUCAGCGAUGGACUACAUGUCGAAUCGCAUCGUCGAGGUGGUACGCUACAACAAUGAGAUGGGCGAGGGCAGGCUACCAGGCAGCCGGGCCAAUCAGAGUCAAGCAUCGGCUUACUCGGAAGACGCGAGGAGAAGGAUGCUGGGAGAACAGCCAGAGCCAUCUGCAGUUGGGAACGGAAGCGAUCGAAUCGGCUCGUCUAGCACUGACCAACAGGAGCACCGCCCCAUGCAGUUGUCCCCUCGACAGGGUUCGCCGCGACAGUCGUCCCCGCGCCAGAUCUCGCCUCCAGGGGGCGCCCACAAGCCGGUGAUGUCUCGCAAGGCGGCGCUGCUGAAGGGCGUGUCGUCGGCGCGUCGGGCCGGGUCCGUCUCGCCGAACAGCAGUGAGGGCAUGGGCUCCGGCCGGUACAUGGAGCCUGCUCUAGCCGACCCCUAUAACAGGCUGCUGCCGACCGCCGCUGUGCACGACGCUGAGAGCUCGAGUCCGCGCGCUUCCGCCUACCACGACCCGGAGAGCUCCAGCCCUCGCGCGUUCCAUCCCGGAUCGUCCCCGAGUUCGCGCGCGACGCAGCGGCCGUCGUCGACGCCGAGCCCUCGCGCGCUCCAGCAUCCGACGUCGUCGCCGAGCCCCCGUGUAACAAUCGAUGGGUGUGUCAGUAAUCGCGAUUCGGAUCGGUGUGAGUGCUGCACGGUGAGGUCAGACAUCGACAGGACGUCCUGGAGUUUCGUUGGCUCGAGCCACGCGGCUGAGCACAGCAGGACGGGUCAGGAGCCGGAGGUCUCGGACAGCAGUGCAGCCACCGAGGGUUGCCCCCAGCCGAGCAGCCACGAAGCCAGUCCAGGUGUCGGUGCGGCGGAGAGCUCGACUGCGGGGAAGCCUUCGAGCCACGCCGCGGCAGCCGAAGGUGAGGUGUCGCAGACCGGCGAUGCAGACAGCCCCGGCUCGGGGGACAUGGUCAUCGACGAGGGACCGAAUAGCGAUAUAGGGAGCAGCAGCUGCAAGGUCGACCCGAUAUCGUCCGGCGACGACUCCAACUCCGCUAACAUUUCGACAUCCCAGCAACACACCGGGGUGCAGGGGCAGGGCUACCAGCCCCGUUUCGGCGGCGCACCGAUGGGACAACCAAACAGCAGUCAGCCACAGCCGUCCAACAUUACCCUGGGACACUACCACAGCUCUGCUUCAACCUCAGGUGCGGCGCGCGAGUCAGCGUGGCGCCACGCCCCGUGUGUGUGGAGAGGAUGUGAGGCGUGA